Molecule: messenger RNA, 1434 nt
Organism: Scleropages formosus (Asian bonytongue)
Lineage: Eukaryota; Metazoa; Chordata; Actinopteri; Osteoglossiformes; Osteoglossidae
Product: cell surface glycoprotein CD200 receptor 5-like
Exons: 7
Coding region: 20-991 (323 amino acids)
Biological process (GO): regulation of neuroinflammatory response
Molecular function (GO): signaling receptor activity
Source: RefSeq, a predicted model, not a curated record
CUCUGCCAGUGUAGGAAUAAUGGUUACCGUCUGGAAUUUCAAGACAAUUUAUCUCCUCACUGUUGCUUUUAUAUGGAAAUCUGUCAAUGCAAACUGCCUGCACAGACCCCAGGGAGCAAACUUCUCUUUCCAGCCAGUCUGUAUGUCUUCCAAGCCAUGGAAUGAACAGUUUUUUGCCCUGGACAGUACAGUCAACAUACCAUGUUACAACGAACCAAGGAAACAGAUUAUUUACAACAUCUGGAAUCUGAAAAUGAAAGCAAAUAACUGCUGCAUUGCUUGGCAUUUCAAUGAAAGUCAGAUUGACACCUGCAAAGAUGGAAAAGUGUUGAGAAAUGGAACAAGUGGACAACCCUUUUUGUACAUUCCUCGCUUUACACGUGAAGAUGAGGGAAUCUAUUUUUGUGAGACUGCAUACUUGGGAGGGUGUCACACAGCUAAAAUCCAAGUAUCUGCAAAGAUCCGUCCAGAGAUCUCUGGGAAGUUGGUGCUACAUCAUGACAGGAAAGUGGCUGUGUGCUCGGCUGCUGGAGGUAAACCUGCAGCCACUAUCUCCUGGAGCACCAUAGAAAAUGUGAGCGACCACCACACCGCCACACCAAACCUCGAUGGCACCUUUACUGUAGAGAGACGCUUGGUCCUAUCCAACAACGUUUCCCACAGCAACUUGACAUGCAUCGUCACUCACCCUAGCUUGGGAGAGGCACACAUGGAGAAGAUCCUACCUUCAGAAGAUGCAGUUCCAUGGAAAUGGAUUGGAGUCUCCCUGGCUUCCACGGGCCUUAUAGCUUUUAUGCUUACUGGAUUUUUUCUGGCACGGAAACACUUCAGCAAUUUUAGUACUUUACUCCAGCGCUGCUGCAAGUUCCAUAAUCAACUGCCGGCAGAGUCACAGAAGAAACAGGAUGGAGAAGAAAUGGAACUGUGUUCUAGCUACGUGCAACGUGUGAACUCCAUCUACAAGUCCUCAGCCGAUCUGUGCAACUACUGAAACGCCUUCAGAAGCAGCCAGGGUGCACCGACGGUUCACUACCGAGAAAUUCAACCGCCGUGAGAAAGAAAAGGAAAUCCGCCACAACGUAGGAUAUCUUGAGGCUGUUCAUGGAAGGACUUGCAAGCAUGUAGCUGUGGUGUUUUGUGCAGAAAACAAAGAGUGACGCACAGGGUUCCAUCUCAAGGCAAAGACAUGCUGUCGGGGCUCAGGCCGCGUUCCUCUGCGAUCCCCAGCGUCUCAGAUCUCACUGUCUGAGAGGGCAAAGGGAAAUGGACCUUUUGCAGAGCAAAACAAAAUGGGUGAUGAGUCAAGAGGAAAAACAGCAAGUUUCUCAAGUAAACUGUCAUGACCCACUUUGACUAUUCAUUUUCAUUGCUAAAAAAGCUGAGGUUAAACUUCAGUCUAAACCCUAAAUUAUACUGUGACUUUCACAUCUUUAU